Molecule: messenger RNA, 1358 nt
Organism: Vitrella brassicaformis
Lineage: Eukaryota; Vitrellaceae
Source: the annotation of a GenBank genome assembly
UGAUCGAGCGGGAGAAGACGGCCUCAUGUCAUAAGGGGCAUUGAUGGUGCCAUUAGACCAACUCCAUGUCAAUCUUCCCCCCCUGGACGCACACGCACAGGGAGGGAUACGGGCGGGCAGAUAUUGCGUCCUUCACGAGCCAGUACCGUGUCGUGCCUACCUGGGUGUUGCAGCCGGCUGCGGGCGCAGCGGACCAGCCGUGUAGGUUCUCGACGUCGAUGGGCAAAACAUUCGGGGAAGGCCUGAAUGCAUACAAAAAAAAAUGGGCAUUACUACACGUCACUCCAUCUGCUGAAUGCCAUGUGACUCCUCACGAUUCAUCGUCACUGCUGGGGGCAGCUGCAGACAGACAGACAGACAGACACGAAGAGGUGCAAUGGGCGCAUAAAACACUCAGGGACACACCACACUGCGUACCCCUGUUCGUCAGAUUCGGCAAGGCAGCACACCCCUAAAGACACCAAGAUACACAGCAACAACAAUGAGAGCUGUCGUGUGUGCAUCUUUCUGUCGACUGACCCCCCGGUCCUCGCUGUCUGGCACCUGCAGGUCGUCCUCUGUCAGCUUGUGUGUCUUGCGCAGGUGAGAGUUCACCACAUUGCGGUAGGUGUUCUGUUUGCCGCACAUACGCCCCGUUUUAGCACACCACGCCACACACGUGGCGCACAGCUUGUCGCCCUUGCUCUUGGUGACCGGCACAUAGGUUGGAGCGUCCACCAGCUGCCCUCCACGAUACAAGAACACGCCACACUGGCCGCUGUACGUCGUCGCCGCCUCGUCCAUGUACUUGGCUGGCCUGCGGAAGACUUGCAGGCGAUACAGAUUGCGGAAGGUCCGCGGGCGGCCACCUUCGUUGAUUGCGGCCGGCAGGAGAGCUAUGGCCCAUCCCGGCUGACCCAUAAUGAGCUCGGUGCUGGCGGCAGUGAGCCACACGUAGCGAUACUCUGGCGGGGCGGUCAUAUGCAGUGGGUCGGCCCGAGAGGGAGAGCGGUGGUGGUCAAGCUUGAGGGCAGCCCAGUUGUCGUGAAGGGCGCAUAGCAGUGCCGGACGGGAUAUGCGACCUCCUGCACCGAUGAUGGGUUGCGGUGGCGGGCCAGGGGCCGACCUGUUGACCGACAAACACCGAGGUGGCGCCACGUGUGCCGUCGACAUCCGUCGGGUGGUGCGGGGAUCGUGACCGUCUUCCGUCAGCUGGCGAGCCGGCUGGUCAGCCCGAUGGACAUAAUGCGGAGGACCUGACAGACAGACAGACAACACAGACAGGCACAGACAGACAUACAUACAUACACGGGGCAACGCUAAAGUGAUCUAGAUGGCUUACUUUUCAUCGUGGUGCGCCUGAUAGUCAUCGUGAUGCG